AUGGAGGUUGACAAUGCUUCUCCAACAGGCCAGUCUGCCGUAGUCAGGGACAAGACAGCACCAUUUCUUAUUCGAACAUUCGUGAAAAUUGGAAGUUUCCAUCGUCUUUCAUUAUUCGAAGAUGCGACACUUCCAACAACGGACGAGCAGCAGAUUUUUACUUGGAAAGACGCUACACUAAGCGAGGUGUUAACAACUCUUCGAGAAACUGCACCCCAUGUUCCCGAAUACCGCCAUCCUCUGGCUCGGUUCGCCUUUCGUACAGUCUACGCUGAUUCUGGCAACAAAGGGAGAUUUUCACAAAAGGAACUCGGUUUGGUGUAUUCUCGAGACAUCCUAGGUGAGCCAGGCACCCUCACCUCAAUAGCGCCUCGUCUUCUUGAAGAAGCCGAUAACGAAAACCGAGAGCAAACACACCGUGAAAAGGAAGAACGUACGCUUGAUGAGCUUCGAUUUGUGCCAGGGGAUUUCCUUCUUCUCGCGGUGCUGCUGCCCAAAAAUGUCACAAUGGGUAGCGAUCUUUCAAUCAAAGGCUCUGCAAACGCGUCUGCUCAAAACGGACCUGGAUGGAAAACCGGAGGCGAUGGAGGCUGGGGUAAACCUCCUGCUCCUUCCAUCGGAGGGCCUCUGCUUGGUAGAGGUGGUGGCCAUUGGCGAGGUGACUCAAAUGGUAGAGGAAGAGGAGGAGGUAGAGGAGGAGCUCGUGGAGAUGACAGAGAUGAUCGGAUUCCUCCUCCAAGGUCACCUAGAAGAGCAGGAGGACGCGGUUGGGGAGACCGUGGCGGGAGAGGUGGCAGGCGUAGUCCUCGUUCGCGUUCCAGGAGUCCUCCACGACGACGUGGCCCAGCGUAUGACUGA
Messenger RNA from Lentinula edodes (shiitake mushroom), 858 nucleotides. RefSeq names its product Sin3 associated polypeptide p18-domain-containing protein. Gene Ontology annotation, biological process: negative regulation of DNA-templated transcription. Gene Ontology annotation, cellular component: nucleus. Lineage: Eukaryota; Fungi; Basidiomycota; Agaricomycetes; Agaricales; Omphalotaceae. The record is from RefSeq and is a predicted model, not a curated record. Gene Ontology annotation, molecular function: transcription factor binding; transcription corepressor activity. The transcript has 3 exons. The coding region runs from base 1 to 858 and encodes 285 amino acids.